Molecule: messenger RNA, 4292 nt
Organism: Sciurus carolinensis (gray squirrel)
Lineage: Eukaryota; Metazoa; Chordata; Mammalia; Rodentia; Sciuridae
Gene: Rnf182
Product: ring finger protein 182
Exons: 6
Coding region: 1451-2194 (247 amino acids)
Source: RefSeq, a predicted model, not a curated record
CCCGCGCCAGCUGCGGGGAGCCCCGGGCGGCGCGCAGGGGGUUCGGUCCGCGCGAGCAGCCGGGCUGCGGGGAAGGGGGGCGGGGCCCGCCGGCCCGGGACGCUGCCGCCCGGGGUGCGCGCUCGGCCCCCGGCCCGGCGGUUGCCAUGGUGACGCAGGGUCGGCGGCUCGGCGCGGUGGAGACAAAGCCGCCCGCCGCCCGCCCGAGCUCCUCCUCCGCGGGCGCCUCCUCCCCUCCCGGGCGCCGCCGCCGCCGGUCCUCCCGCUACCUCGGCCGCCACCGCCGCCGCGGACCAGGUGCGGGGGAGGGGCGCGGGGCGGCGCCGAGUCCCCGCGGGCCCGUCCCCGCCGGGAACCGCCGCGGCCGCCCUCGACGCCGCCGCGGCCCGCCCCGCGCCCGCAGCGCCGCCGCCCGCCCGCACCGGCCGCAAACUUCGGGCCGCGCGGCGGAGCCUCGGGCGGGCUCGGCAGGGCCGCGUCCGCCGCCCACUGGAGGGCGGCGCGGGCGGCGCGGGGCGGGACCCACCUGCGCGGUCCGCUGGCCGCCGGUCGCUCGGUGGCCCGGUCCCGGUCGCUGUGUCUCGUCCUCCAGGCUGGGAGGGAAAGAAGGCAUUUGAAAAUGAAAAAACAAGAACUAAGAAACGGAGGCUUCAGUGAGCUAAGGUGUUGAGACGGGAGCAGAACAAGAAGACUUCCCUGCUGCAGUGGAGACGCUUUUGAGAUUGUGUGUGCUUUGGAAAGGCCGCAGCCCAGGCCCGCCUGGUGGGCAGAUUCAGAAAGGCAGGCCUGGUCGCCUUGGAGGGGAGGCAGUGCUCAGGAGUUAACGAGCAGAGAACACCCUUGUAUGCUUCCUGUUGCAGAGGAGUCUUUUUCAUGUUCAAGGACAAUAUGAGAAGCCAGACAGCCUGGAUUUGAAUCCUGGAUCUACCACCUUGGAGCUUGAUGACCUUGGGGCAGCUUAAUCUCUGUGCCUUCAUUGGUCAUUGGAGGGACUGAAUACUCAUGCUCUCCCCCAAUCAGGAUGUGGAAAUUCCAACCCCCAAGAUCAUGGCGUUAGGCAGUGGGGCCUUUGGGAGGUCACUAGGUCAUGACGGCCCCCGAGAGUUAGCUAACUCCUUCCUCCAUGUGAAGACAGGGGCAAGGUGCCAUCUAUGAACCAGGAAUUGUUCCCACCAGAUACUGAAUCUGCCCAUACUUUGGGCUUGGACUUCCAGCUUCCAGAAUUUUGUUGGCAGUAGUUCCAGGGGAAGUACAGUGGACCCUUCACGUGACCUUUUCAGACAUGCAUUUGAGGCAGAAAGUUGUAUGAGGAAGCUGAAAAUGCCCGGAAGAUUCUGGUCUCUGUCGCUUUUCCAGCCGCUUUGCCUCCCUGCCGGGUCCGGAUGAAAUGAUACUCAGAGAGACACCUUAGUCCAGGUUGUUCCCAGCCAGGAGCGGAUGCGGAUCCAGGAUGGCGAGCCAGCCGCCCGAGGACGCCGCGGAGUCGCAGGUCUCCGACGAGCUCGAGUGCAAGAUCUGCUACAGUCGCUACAACCUGAAGCAGAGGAAGCCCAAAGUGCUGGCGUGCUGCCACAGGGUGUGCGCCAGGUGCCUCUGCAGGAUCGCCGACCUCGGGGACUCCGCGCAGGGCGUCAUCGUCUGCCCGUUCUGCAGGUUCGAGACGUGCCUGCCGGACGACGAGGUCAGCAGCCUGCCCGAUGACAACAACAUCCUCGCGCACUUGACUUGCGGGGCCAAAGGGAAGAAGUGCCUGCCAGAGAACCCCACCGAGCUGUUGCUGACCCCCAAGAGGCUGGCCUCCCUGGUCAGCCCUUCCCACACGGCCUCCAACUGCCUGGUGAUCACCAUCAUGGAGGUGCAGAGGGAGAGCGCCGCGUCCCUGAGCGCCAGCCCGGUCGUGGAAUUCUACAGGCCGGCGAGCUUCGACUCGGUGACCACCGUGUCCCACAACUGGACGGUCUGGAACUGCACGUCCCUGCUGUUUCAGACGUCCAUCCGGGUGCUGGUGUGGUUGCUGGGCUUGCUGUACUUCAGCUCCCUGCCCCUGGGGAUCUACUUACUGGUGUCCAAGAAAGUCACCCUGGGGGUGGUCUUUGUCAGCCUGGUCCCUUCCAGCCUGGUCAUCCUCAUGGUGUACGGCUUUUGCCAGUGUGUCUGUCACGAGUUUCUGGACUGCAUGUCGCUUCCUUCGUAGUCGGUCUGCUCAGUAGGAAGGGGCACAGGUUGCGUCCGAGCAGGCUCUUCGGGAUCACUGCUCGAGGCACCGACAGCCCCGCUCACGUGUCCGCGGCCUGUUUCACAUCCAGCCGUGCGCGGGCGGUUCUCCCCUAGGCCGGAGGUCGGCCAUCUCUCCUAGGGCUUAGUGGGCAGCCUGCCAGCUCAGAGCAGCACUGCAGCUCAGAGUUGCCUGCAGUCGGGACCUCUGCGGAGGUGUGCGGACCCAGGGGUGGCUCCGAGUGCGCGCCCGGCCUCAGCGGUCAACCUGAGGUGCUGUGUUCAGGCAGGGUCGCCCCAGGCUGCUGCUCCCCGAGCCCCUCCCCCAUCGCCGCCAGGAGGACACUGACCUGAGUGCCUGUCCUGCCGCCUUUCUAAAGAAUGCAGAGCCCUGGGGAACGACCAGAGCGGGCUGCGGGCAGAAGGUGGCGUCCGCCUGGGACACGCACGCUCUCCUCCACGUUUGCUUCCCUCCCUCCUCAGGCUCUCUGAGAAGCACAGAGGCACAGACUUCUCAGGGGGCAGUUCUUAUUCAGGGAAGCCUUCUUUUCCAGAGCCCCUCCACGGGCUGGGUUCUGGCCACACUGAUCGGUUAGCCCCACCCCUUCCUCUGAACAAGUGUCCAUUUCACUUGGUCUCUUUGGUCAUGAAGAUUUUCUUGUCUUCCCAUUGUUUGAAGAAUUUGAUUAGGACUUAUUUAGCUCAGUCCCAGAACAAUUUGGGGUGAAUUUUGGCAGCAAAAACCCAGAAGCAGUGAGUGAGAUGCCCUCGCUGUGAAGCACUGGCUCAGGUUUUCCCUGAGCUGUGCCCAGUGUUACCUUAUGCGGUGGCUCAGGGUCAAGGGCAGCGCUGUGCCUGGAAGUCAGGGCGGAGCAGCGGGCAGAGGCAGGCAGAGCUGACCCCUCUUGGAAGGACCCUCAGGGCAAAGUGGAGAGAGAUCCAGUUGAACCUGCAGGUCAGCCUUGGGGGAGCUUCAAGGUCUUACAUUUAUUUCAGACAGAAGCAGAAGCUAAGUGACGAGUUAAUGAACUUCUGAUGAUGCAGGGGAAGCUGAACGUACAGACUUGUGAGAAGAGCCGGUCUAGCAGGCUUUAGGGCUGGGGGAAUAGAAUGUUCACAGAAACUAGGCAAAAAUUAAAAAAGAGCCUUUUAGUCUCUCAAACCCAUUACCGAUGAUUAACAUUAAAAUAUUUGUAACUCUUAGGAAAGGGCUUUACUAAGGCUAUUUUAACUUGUUUGUGGUGAAAUAUUUGUUGUGUGAAAUAGUCACAGAGGGCCAUUUCCCAUCUCCUUAUUCCUUAUUGAGGAAAAGGGGUACUUACCUAGAAUAGCAGUUUGGUCUUCAUUGUACAACUAUUAACUCUAAGAACCUGUGUGCCCAGGGUACAUGUGAUGAGGAAGCCUACAUAGAAUGUGGUCCAGCGAAUCAAAGCCCCAAGGUACCACUGAACACAUUUAUGAUUCCAUGAAAUCUAGUGUAGGUCGCAUCGUGGAUGCAGUUUCCAGGAAUCCAUUUGUACUUCGAGCAAAUAACGUUUAAGAGAUGUUUUGUGGUUUGGAUUUUUAUAUUAUAAGGUUUUUAAAAAACACUCCUUUUGUCUGAAGUGUAACCAAGUGAAUUGGUGAGUUACAAGAUGAGCUUUCUAGAACGUGCUGCACAUGGGUACCGUGCGCUCUGCUUAUUUGUGUAAUGUCUGCCAUGCUGAAUUUGUGUCUGUGCCUUGUGGCAGCCUUCUUCCUUGGUUUCCAGUAAGUUGACUUGGUUUAAAGAGUUUUAAGUGUACUACAACAACAACAACAACAACAACAACAACUAGCUCUUCAUGCUGUUGAAAGAGAAAGAACAAAGCUUUAAUAUUUUAUUCAUUGUGAUGUUUUGUUUGUCUAUUAAAUUGUUAUUAUUUCAAACUGGAAAUCCGAUUUCUGUGACUUGUGGUUGAGCUUCAGUUAUUACUCUGGACCCCUGUUAAUUUUAGAGAACUACAGACUUGAACGUUCAGAAACAUUGCGUAAGUUGGAACCUUUUUCAUGUACAUGAAGGUUACAGAACUUCAAUAAAGCUGACCUGACCCACUGCA